Molecule: messenger RNA, 619 nt
Organism: Aricia agestis (brown argus)
Lineage: Eukaryota; Metazoa; Arthropoda; Insecta; Lepidoptera; Lycaenidae
Exons: 4
Coding region: 10-525 (171 amino acids)
Source: RefSeq, a predicted model, not a curated record
GGUAUCAGUAUGUGGAAGAAAAUAUUGCCAAAGAAGUUUUUGCAUAAAUAUUCUCUCAGUAUUGGAGCUUUAUUAGGAGGGAUUACUUUCAUUGUAAUCGCCGUCCUAUGCAUCAUAGGGCUGCUAGUCCAGCUGCUGAGCUACAAGGAUCACAGCUGCGCCUCCUCUCCGGUCUACGUGACCGCCUUCAGCUUCUCCGCGACUGGUAUUCUGUACCAUCUGCUGCUGGUUAUGGCGGACGCGUGGAUGAUAUGGGGAGUCUCACAGAGAAAAUCCUCAAUCCUACUGUCGUGGGUCAUCCUCUCAGCGAUGUGGGUGGCGCAGACGUUCUGUGUGUUAGUGGUAAUGGUGCUGGUGCGGCGGUCGGAGGUGGCGGUGGGCGUCUGGGUCAUAUACUUGAUGAUGAUCAUUGGACUAACUUGUAUUCUCACAUACAUUAUUCUGGUGGUCUGUAGCCUAUGGCUGGAACUAAAAGGGACAAGAACAAGAACCCUAGACGAGACGACACGCAAUGAAAAUCUAUAGGGUAGUGCAGUAACUUUAGGUGGUAACAAACUAGUUUUGGCUUAGCGCGGGCGUUCGCAAUACAGUUCGACAAGGCUUUAUUUGAACGUGGAGA